CUCAAUACCAAUUGAUCAUUAGGUCCUCAGGGAUUCUUUCUUAGCUGCAGAGAGAUAAACGACAUCCUUCUCAAGUCCUUGUACGAUUAGCGACGCAUAUUUGAAACCUCUUGAUAUCGCCCUACGCCCCUCACUUACAGGCAGGAUUGCCGAAGGAGUAGUGGUCAUAAUGUAUCGCACUCUCAUAUUCGCCGCGUUUUGGCGUAUAUCAUCACCUUUACUUGUAGCGAAUGGAUCGCCAUGUGGGACGCAAUGCGGUAAUGUUCUUUCUUCGACGACGGAGGACAUGAUCGUCUGCGGCGAGUCGGCGUAUAGUACCACAUCAAAUGGUCAAGUCUAUCAGGCCUGCAUCGGUUGCGAGUCAACAAGCACUUACUCAACAGUCCAAGGGCAACAAAACACCUCAGACUUACAGUACAUGCUCUAUAACUUGCGAUAUGCCGUUAACGAAUGCUUAUUUGAAGCUCAAACAAGCCCAUGUAUUACCUCCUUCGCAUGUAAAAACAUCCAGACAGCGAUACAAUAUCAAAACCUCUCAUCCAGUAGCUCGAUAUAUGGCUACUGUGAUCAAUGGACCGAUUAUAAUCUCGAUAAAUGCCAUGAGUGUUUAACUUCUGAGUCAAAUGGUCAUUACCUCAGCAACUUCAUAUCAAUCCUAGAUGGCGCCUGUAAUCUGCGGCUCGAGCCACCAGCUACCAUCCCGUUACAAGGCAGCAUCUUUUCCACAGUUGCCCUGAACGUGACGAGCCCAACACCCACAGCCACAUUCUCACGACCAGGACUUCAAGGCCCCCUAGACUCCGGAGCCAUCGCGGGCAUCGCAGUCGGCGGGCUCGUCGUCAUCCUCGCCCUUAUUGGCUGCGGCAUCGUCCUCAACGGCAAGCGUAGGAGAAAGGCGUACCUACGCCGCCGAUCGCAAAUCGGCAAGAACUGGCCCCCGUCGCAAGGCGGCGCCGCCGGCGAAAUGUACGAAACGCCGGUAAGCCAGAAGCCGCUGCGCGGGUGGGAGGACUCGCCCGUCAGCGCCGCCACGCAGUCCACCUUCCCGCCGUACUUCUCCCCCUACACCUCGCAGUACAACAGCCCCGUCAGCGGCGUCGAGGCCCCGAAUAACAGGGCCUGGCCCGUCGAAAAGGCCGCGUAUAAUAAUAAUAUCGGUGUUGCUAUUAGUCCUGAUCGCGAUAUCGUGUCCCCUUGGGACGAUAAGAAGGGCAAGGAAAAGGCGAGUUUGGUGGGCGAUGAUGGGUAUGAACUCCAGGAGGGCGUUAAUAGUGCGGGUGGCUAUGGGUUCCCGGUUCCUCCGCCCCCGCCGAUGCCUUCGGCGCCUGUGUUGGGGCAUCCGGGGUAUGGGAGACAUGGGGCGCCGCCGAGGGCGCCGAUGGUGGGUGGGGAUGGGAUGGGGAAUGCGCUGUGAGUUUGGGUGUCGUGU
Annulohypoxylon maeteangense is the source of this 1429-nucleotide messenger RNA. RefSeq lists its product as uncharacterized. Lineage: Eukaryota; Fungi; Ascomycota; Sordariomycetes; Xylariales; Hypoxylaceae. Bases 170 to 1414 code for a protein of 414 amino acids. The transcript has 4 exons. The record is from RefSeq and is a predicted model, not a curated record.